This is a messenger RNA of Mauremys reevesii (Reeves's turtle), 1242 nucleotides long. RefSeq names its product paired amphipathic helix protein Sin3a-like. Lineage: Eukaryota; Metazoa; Chordata; Testudines; Geoemydidae. Bases 115 to 384 code for a protein of 89 amino acids. The record is from RefSeq and is a predicted model, not a curated record. The transcript is spliced from 3 exons.
CACCUGGCCCAGGAGCCGGUUUUCCUGCCAAGGAACCUGAGGCGGAUCCGUAAGUGUCAGCGUGGUCGGGAGCAGCAGGAGAAGGAAGGGAAGGAGGGAAACAGUAAGAAGUCCAUGGAGAAUGUGGAGAGCUUGGACAAGCUGGAGUGUAAAUUCAAACUGAACUCCUAUAAGAUGGUGUACGUGAUCAAAUCGGAGGAUUACAUGUACAGGAGGACCGCUCUGCUGCGUGCUCAGCAGUCCCAUGAAAGAGUGAGCAAGCGGCUGCACCAGCGGUUCCAAGCCUGGGUGGACAGAUGGACCAAGGAGCAUGUGACCCAGAAAUGGCAGCUGAGACAAACAAGAAGGGUUGGAGGGUUUGGUGCCCUGUACCACUACCUGUGAUACAGAGACUCUGCACUUUGUGAGCAUUAACAAGUACCGUGUCAAAUACGGCACGAUAUUCAAGACACCGUAAAGUCCCUGAGUGAGGGAAGAUCACGUAGUGUGUGUAUGUGUGUGUGUAUCAAGGAAACGAGGAAGAUGCCUUUCUCCCUUCACUGUGUAUCUCCGUAACAUGGCCAGUUCACUAGUGCGAAGCUGGUACAGUCUGUCACCAGCAGGAUUCGGUUUAGGAAAACGAAUCUCUACAAACCUAAGCUGGAACUGUUGCCAACAGGCCUUUGACUUCAGCGUGCACUGUGGAGGGAAGGACCCUUUUCAGAACUGAGUGAUCCUAGAGAAAUGCAGCUAGCUCGUACGCACCAGCAGAUCUGAGACUAACUCCUCAAUGGCCUGAGCUUCAAGGGAAGAGAACUGGAUGUUGCAUACAUCCUGACCGGAGUGGUGCAUUUAAAGUUACAUGCUCAGAUAUGUCGUGAAACCCAGAGGUGCCUAUCACAACUGGAUUCUCCUCUGUUAGGCUGCUGCAGGUUUGCCAGGAUCUCACCCGGGGUCACCCAUCUGUGCAGUCCAGCUGUUGAAAACACCAUCUCCUGGAUCGGACCCUCGACUCCUCCCUCCUUCACCCUGCUGGACUCCUGAUUCAGCCAGUUCAGAUUGAUCUGUCCUUUCUAGUGCCAGUGGGAUUGUUUUGUACCUGCUUCUUUACUAGUCUUUCCUAGUGCCAUGCACCAGCUUUUCACACACAUACGCACACACAGCAGAAACAACACAAUUUUAACAUGUUCCCCUUCCUUUUUGUAAAUAAAUGUACAUAUUGUCAAUUUUUUUGUUGUUUUUUAUUAAAGAAAGUUUGCUUGA